AUGAAUCGGCAAAGAGAACCGCGUUCCCUCAACCUCCCUCUGCUCGGAGAGGGGCUGGCCCGGAUCUACCGCGGCAUCCUGGCCGUGGUGGGAGCCCUGCGCCCGGCCAAGGAGCCGCCCGCAGCCCCCGCCGAGCGGAGCGCUGCCCCCUCCGUGCCCCCGGAGCCGCUGCCCGGCCGCCGUGGGAGCCGCGCUGCGCCCGCGGAUCCCGACAGGACGAGCUCGCACAUGAUCUCCGCGGACGAUGCCGAGUACCCGCGCGAGUACCGCACCCUGGGCAACGGCACCCGGCGCUUCUCCAACGUGGGGCUGGUGCACACCUCGGAGCGCCGGCACACGGUGAUCGCCGCCCAGAGCCUGGAGGCGCUCACCGGCCUCCAGAAGACGGAGAUGGAGCGCAAGCGGGAUGCCUUCAUGGACCACCUGAAGAGCAAAUACCCGCAGCACGCCCUGGCGCUGCGCGGGCAGCAGGAGCGCCUGCGGGACCAGCAACCCAACUACUGGAGCUUUAAGACCAGGAGCUCCCGGCACUCCCAGGGCUCCCAGCCUGGCCUGGCCGACCAAGCCAAGCUCUCCUUCGCCUCGGCCGAGUCCCUGGAGACCAUGUCGGAGGCGGAGCUGCCGCUGGCCUUCAACAGGAUGAACCGGUUCCGGCAGAGCCUGCCCCUGUCCCGCUCGGCCAGCCAGACCAAGCUGCGCUCCCCAGGGGUGCUGUUCCUGCAGUUUGGGGACGAGACCAGGCGGGUGCACAUCACGCACGAGAUCAGCAGCAUGGACACCCUGCACGCCCUCAUCGUGCACAUGUUCCCCCAGAAGCUCACCAUGGGCAUGCUCAAGUCCCCCAACACUGCCAUCCUCAUCAAGGACGAGUCCCGGAACGUCUUCUACGAGCUGGAGGAUGUCCGAGAUAUCCAGGACCGAAGCAUCAUUAAAAUCUACCGGAAAGAGCCGCUCUACGCCUCGUUCCCAGCCUCACACAUCACCAACGGCGACCUGAGGCGGGACAUGGUCUACACCUCCCGGGAAUCCUCUCCCACGCGCCGGCUCAACAACAUCUCCCCAGCCUCGCACCUGGCCUCGGGCUCCCCGCCGCCCGUGCUGCAGUCCUCAUCGCCCUCGCGCUCCCGCAUGUCCUACAGCGGCGGCCGCCCGCCCUCCUACGCGGGCAGCCCCGUGCACCACGGCGAGCGCCUGUCCAGCCUGCCCCCGGCGCAGGGCGUGUCCCCCAGCCCCAGCGCCAUCCUGGAGCGCCGCGACGUCAAACCCGACGAGGACCUGGCGGGCAAGAACGUGGUGCUGGUGAAGAACGAGGGGCUCUACGCGGAUCCCUACGGGAUGGUGCACGAGGGCCGGCUCAGCAUCACCUCCACGCAGUCGCUGGCGGGCAUGGGGGACCCCUUUGGCUACUCAGGGGGGCUCUACAAGCGGGGCUCGGUGAGGUCACUCAGCACCUACUCGGCGGCCGCGCUGCAGACGGAGCUGGAGGACAGUUUGUACAAGCCCAACGCGCCCAUCUACAGCGACACGUACGGCCCCGGGCUGGGCUUCCGCAUGCCGCCCUCGUCCCCGCAGAAGAUGGUGGAGCCCGGGCAGAGCCCGCACAGCCCCUACUCGGGCCCGCCCAGCCGCUCCUCGCCCGUCCGUCAGUCCUUCCGCAAGGAUUCCUGCUCCUCUGUCUUCAUGGACGGCCCCGCGGGCAAAACGCGCAACCCCAGCUCGUCCGGGCCCCCCGAGCUGUUCCCCGGGCCCGCAGAGCGGCCGCUCUCGGGCUUCGGAUCGCCCGGACCGGCCAAGGACACGGAGACCAGGGAGCGGAUGGAGGCCAUGGAGAAGCAGAUCGCCAGCCUGACGGGGCUGGUGCAGAGCGCGCUGCUCCGCGGCUCCGAGGCUGAGACCCCCAGUGAGAAGACAGAGGCCACCAACGGCGGGACCCCCCCAUCAGCGUCCACCAGCCGCAGCGGCAUGGGCACCCCAGUGCCCGCGCCGCCGCCGCCCUCGGCCACCAGCACCCCGGCGGGGCAGCCCACGGCCAUCACCCGCCUGCACAUGCAGCUGCACCUGCACGACCUGCAGCAGAACGCCAGCGACCUCCGCAACCAGCUGCAGCAGCUCAAGAAGCUGCAGCUGCAGAACCAGGAGACGGUGAAGUCGCUGCUGCGGCGGACGGAGACGGAGCUGAGCGUGAGGGUGACGGACACGAUGCGCAAGCACGAGGACCCUCUGCAGCGCCAGCGCAGCUUGGUGGAGGAGGAGCGGCUGCGCUACCUCAACGAGGAGGAGCUCAUCACCCAGCAGCUCAAUGACCUGGAAAAGUCCGUGGAGAAGAUCCAGAAGGAUCUGGCGCACAACCACCGGCUGAUCCCGGCGCAGGAGCUGGAGGAAAAGGCCGUGGUGCUCAAGCAGCUGGGGGAGACCCUGACGGACCUGAAGGCCCAGUUCCCCAGCCUGCAGAGCAAGAUGCGGGUGGUGCUGCGGGUGGAGGUGGAGGCCGUCAAGUUCCUCAAGGAGGAGCCCAACCGCCUGGACGGGCUCCUCAAGCGCUGCAAGACCGUCACCGACACCCUGGCCCAGAUCCGCAGACAAGUGGACGAGGGCGUGUGGAGCUCGCCCAGCAGCCUGAGCCAGUCGCCCAAGAAGGUGGCCCCGGAGACAGAUUUCAGCAAAGGGCUGGAGCUGGAGAUGCCCACCAGCCCUCCCGUGAGCCUGCACCACCUGACGGGCACCCCCGAGCCCCUGGGCUUCCCCGCCCAGCCCCAGAGCCACCCUGGCAAAAGCAAUAACCCCUCACGAGCCCCCGAGAUGGUGCCCGCCAAGACUCAGACGGGGCCCGAGACCCCCAGCAAGAAGAGCGCGGACAAAGCAGUGUCUGUGGAGGCGGCCGAGCGGGACUGGGAGGAGAAGCGGGCGGCGCUCACCCAGUACAGCGCCAAGGACAUCAACCGGCUCCUGGAGGAGACGCAGGCCGAGCUCAUGAAGGCCAUCCCCGACCUGGAAUUCGCAGCCAAGCACAAACAAACCCCGGGCAGCGGCAGCGCCGCCUCCACGCCCGAGCACAAACCCUCCAAGCCACAGCACACCCCCAAAUCGGGGGGCAAAGGGGACCCCAACGGCCGCCGGGGCUCAGACGAGCUGACGGUGCCGCGGUACCGCACCGAGAAACCCUCCAAGUCGCCGCCGCCUCCGCCGCCCCGCCGCAGCUUCCCCUCGUCGCACGGGCUGACCACGACCCGCAGCGGGGAGGUCAUCGUCACCAGCAAGAAGGAGCCCGGCUUUAUGAAGAAGGCGGAGUCGGAGGAGCUGGAGACGCCGAAGCCGCAGGUGAAGCUGAGGCGGGCGGUGUCCGAGGUGGUCCGGCCCGCCUCCACCCCGCCCAUCAUCGCCUCGGCCGUCAAGGACGACGACGACGAGGACCGGAUCAUCGCCGAGCUGGAGGUGUUUCAGCGGAGCUCAGCCUCCCCUUUCCUCCCCGUGCCCCGCUGUGACCCCCUCGAGGCCGUGUCCCCAGGCCACUCCGAGCCGUGGCCCCUCGGAGCCGAAGGAUGGAAGGAGCCGCUGGCGCCGGCAGCCCCGGCCGGCCGGGCGUUCUCCCUGCCCCAGAUCGUGCUCACCGAGUGGGUGUCGGAGCCGCCGUCCCCCGACGCCGAGCCGGAGCUGUGGGCGGCGCCGGGCAGCGCAGCACCAGCAGGGCAGCUGCCACCCGAGGGGACAAAGAGAGGCCGUGUGGCGGCUCCCGGCGGCUCCCCAAAGUCCCCGCUGGCGCAGGAACCCCCGCCAGCCCCGCAGCCCCCCGGCAGCGCAUCCCGGGCGCUUCCCUUGGCAGCCCCGCCUUUCCCGAGGGAUAAAAUGGGGGGACAAAGAGGGGACGCGGCUCCGGACGCUGCCGGCAGGCCAGGAGGCGGUGGCAGGGCUUGUCCCCAGAGUCCCGAGGCUGCGCAGCCUCCUCGGAGCCGCGGGGAAGGCGCCGGAGCUGCGGAGGCCGCGCUGCCCUCCGCGGGUGCCGCGAUCGUUCCCCAAAUUCCCGCUGGCCUUGGGGACUCCCAAAGAGGAGCCAGGCUCGCUCCCGGACACCCAGCUGGGGCUCCCAAAGCUGCAUGGAGGGAGGAGAGCCCUCCGGCCCGCCCGGGGACACAGCCCGGGGCUCCCGCGGGCAGGGACCCAGCCCCGAGGGCAGCGGGGCCUUCCCGGGCGGAGCAGCCGCCCCUGGAGCGGGUCCUGGCCCGCUCCGGCCCCGCCGCGGCACCGCCGGGAUGGGACCGAGGGGCUGCGGCUGCCGGGGGCGGCCCCCGAGCGGCGGGGAAAGCGGCAGAGGGGCUCUGCAGAGGCCGCCUGAACCCCGCGGGCCCGGGCAAGAAGGAGAUUUACGAGGACACCUACCAGAGACUGGACAGCCUGGAGGAAACCAUCCGCGAGCUGGAAAUGACCAUCAGCGAGAUCAGCAGCCACCCCGCCGUGGAAUUUGCGUUCCCCAAGGACGCGCCGGGAUCCGAGGAGGCCGGGAGGAGCCUGGGGGACCUCGGGCACGGAGGCGGCGACGGUGACACCGCGCUGGACCUCAGCCAGGCCAAGGACGGCGCUGCCACGAGUCCCUUUCCGAGCAGGACCAAGCCAGCGCUGCUCCCCAAGCCGCAGCUGCCCCCCGGCACUCCCCAGAGCGGCGGCGUCUCCAUCCCGGCCAUGAAGAUGGUGAAUCCGGCGUCGCGGCUGAAGCAGGGCCAGCAGGGCAGCCCCGACAAGGGCAAGCACAUCAAGCAGCGCAUGGAGUACAUGCGGAUCCAGGGCCAGCAGCAGAGCUCUCAGAGCUUCCCCCCACCAGCGUCCAGCCAGGAGCAGCCUCCAGCUCCCACCGGGCGGAAAACCGGGAAGCAGCGGCGGCCGAGGACACCCCCGGAGCGACCCCCGGAGCGACCCCCGGAGCGGCCCCCGGAGCGGCCCCCGAGCGCCCCGGGAGCGGCGGCGGUGCCCCCGCAGGAGGAGAGCGCGGCUCCGGCCCGGGCUCGCCGGGGCGCGGCCGGCGGGGCCGAGGGCGCGGGGACACCCCGGGGACACCCCGGGCCCCGCGCCGCUGUCAGCGCCGCCGCCACCACCGCGUCCCCUCCAGGGGGGCCGGGGGGUCCCCGGGAGUGCCGGAGGGGCCGCAGGGCGCGGGUGUGA
Messenger RNA from Agelaius phoeniceus (red-winged blackbird), 5151 nucleotides. NCBI's taxonomy places the organism in Eukaryota, Metazoa, Chordata, Aves, Passeriformes, Icteridae. The record is from RefSeq and is a predicted model, not a curated record.